AUGCGCCCAGCGCAGGGCCCCGCUGACGGCGGCGGCGGCGGUGGCGGCGGCGCCGGGACUGGGCCCGUUUUAACGCACACGUACAGUGGCAAGCUGCAUGCUUUUCUCAAGUCGCGCACCGGCCAAGCGCCUCCGCGCAUCGAGGCGUCCCCCGCGGAGGGCAAAGCCGCGCGCGCCAUGCGGAAGCAGAUAGAAGAGGUGGUGCGCGCGCAUGAGGCGGAAACCAAGGCCAACGCAGCAUCCUCAUCCCCACCUGUCCGCUUCGCGCGCACGUUCGCGCGCAAGCACAGGGAGUGCGACGCGGGGGAAGGCCCGGGCAUCGCGCAGGGUGGCGGGGGCGGGCGCGGAAGCUUCAGCCUCGAAGACGAACCGGAUUGGGGGGCGCUCGCGACCGAAGGAAAGGGGAAAGCUGCGCGGGCAGGCGGAAAGGCCUUGGGCGGACAGGCGGGCGGAGGCGGAGGGGGCGGCGGGAAAGGGCACGAGUUGGGGCGGGAAGCGGGGGAGGACGCGGAGAGAGAGGCGGAGCUUCUAGAGGAGCUCCCCGCGCUGAUCCGCAAGGCGAAGAGCAAAGACGUGGGGGAGGUGCGCGAAGCCGCGGAGGGCUUUAGAGACCUGAGCAAAUGCUCGGAGCGCGGAAUACAAUUCCUCUGCGACGCGGGGGGGCUGAUCGCGCUGCUGCAGAUGCUGAAUCCCGGCGCGGACGAGGCCGCGACGGAGCAUGCGGUUCUGACGAUGCUUAAUCUGUCGCUGAGCAAUAAGAGCAUCGCGAAUCGAUUCCUCGUGUCGGGCGCGCUGACGAGCCUAUCUACCGUGCUGUGCCGGUCGCACAAUCCGUCGAUUCGCAGCAAUACCGCGGCGGCGAUCACGGCGCUGGUCGCGCGCGGCGGCGCGGCGCAGGUGCCGUCGCUGCACAAGCAGGGGACGGUGCGCGCGCUGCUGGAUCUCGCGGAGGAGUCCGGGGAAGGGUCUGACGGGCGGCGCGACGCGCUGCGCGCGCUUGCGCGGCUCGCGGGGAACGAGGAGGUUCGGGAGGAGAUGGUGGAGGAGGGGGGAGUGGAGCUCGCGCUGCGAUUGGCUGUGAGCGGUGACGUGGACGUGUUAGAUGAGGUGGCGGCGCUGCUGGCGCAGCUGGGACGCACGGGGAGCGGACUCAGGCGGAUCUAUACAUUCCGCGCGCAGGGGCCGGGGGAGGGGGAGGGGGAAGGUCAGGGGGAAGCGCAGGGGGAAGUGGGGGGAGUAGGAGUGCUGGUGGGGCUGGUGGUGGGGGAGGACGGGUCGUCUCUGGCGCGGGAAAUGGCGGCGGCAACGUUGCUGCGCAUGGCGACUAAAGGCGAUGAGGAGUGCCGCGCUGCUGUGGUGGCCGCGGAAGGCACGCUGCUGUCGCACCUGGAGGAGAUGGCUGGGGAUGACUCGUCGCAGCGGCUGCAAACCAAGGCCAAGGGUCUUGCUAACGCUCUCGCGCAUUCCUGA
Messenger RNA from Closterium sp. NIES-65, 1470 nucleotides. Lineage: Eukaryota; Viridiplantae; Streptophyta; Zygnematophyceae; Desmidiales; Closteriaceae. The record is from the annotation of a GenBank genome assembly.